Schistocerca nitens (vagrant locust) is the source of this 1039-nucleotide messenger RNA. It is a transcript of the gene CBP, whose product is annotated as sarcoplasmic calcium-binding protein. The record is from RefSeq and is a predicted model, not a curated record. NCBI's taxonomy places the organism in Eukaryota, Metazoa, Arthropoda, Insecta, Orthoptera, Acrididae. The coding region runs from base 1 to 774 and encodes 257 amino acids. The transcript is spliced from 6 exons. Gene Ontology annotation, molecular function: calcium ion binding.
AUGGCUUCCUUCCUGGUGAGGUCCGGCGUCCGGGCGGUGUUGGAGGCGGCGGCGUCGGCGGGCGUCGUGACGCCCAGGCGUCUGGUGGCGGAGCAGCAGCGCCUCUUCAGCAAGAGCUUCCCGGCGCGGCUGUACCGGAAGGAGGCGGCCGGCCGGCCCAGCGCCCUAGAGCGCCACCUCUCAGACUCGGAGUCCGACAGCGACUCCGAUGACGAGCACCGGCCCAGGGAAAAGGGUAACACAGAAUUUUGGCGAAGAAAAAUUCGGACGUUUCAUGGACUCAUUGAUUUGAAUCAUGAUGGUGUAGUAUCAAUGGAUGACUUUAAUAUUUUGGCAGACAGAUUCAUUAACCUGGGACAUCUGACAAAGAAACAGGAAGAAGAGUUCAGAGCAGCUCUUCAGGUGGUGUGGGAAGAGCAAUGGGGUAUUGCACACCCAUAUAACUUGGUUACCACAGAACAAUAUUUGGAGAAUAUGCAUCAUGUGAUCAAUGACAAGUCCCUUAAAAGGAAAUCACAUCAUUUUCUUCCGCAUCUCUUCAAGGCUAUUGACAAGGACAAGAGUGGUGACAUAUCUGUCGAAGAAUUCAAAUUUUUCUUUCAGUGCUUGAACCUAGGACCAGAGAAAGCAAUUGAGAGCUUCACUGCUAUUGAUCUGAACCAUGAUGGACAUCUUAGUGAUGAGGAAUUUAUUAGGCUUGGAAGGGAGUAUUUUAUCACAGAAGAUGAGUCAAAGCCAAGUAAAUACUUCUGGGGUCCUCUCAUCAAGCCUUAAUAUGCUGAAAUAUCUGGCAAGAACUGAUAAUGAUGGUGGUAAUAACUUUAAUAAUGCAAACCUGAACAUUCGACAAGCUUGUCAUUGACGAAUGUACUUUUGUCAUGCUGAGUUUUUAUUCAGCUAAUAAUAGAGAGAAGUUACUGUUGCCUUGUGACAACAAAUAUGACACCAGAAAAUUACCACAUUCUAGAGGCAGAGUAAAGUGAAGAGACUGUGAUCUUCACACUGUGGGAUAUAUGUUAAAAUGUAGGAUAAUGUUUUA